Molecule: messenger RNA, 1319 nt
Organism: Pocillopora verrucosa
Lineage: Eukaryota; Metazoa; Cnidaria; Anthozoa; Scleractinia; Pocilloporidae
Product: synaptotagmin-16
Molecular function (GO): phospholipid binding
Source: RefSeq, a predicted model, not a curated record
GUCGCGUAAAAACAUUUGAUGAUUGAAAUUCCAUUCCAACGUUAAAAGAUCCGUCGCCUAGGGUCAUUGUUAAGCUGGGAGUUUAACUUUUCUUUUCAUAAUUCGCUCCUGUGUUGGUUGUAGGGAAUCAGGCAGAAAGAUAUCUUCGUCUUAUAGAGUAUGCUGAAGUCAGGACAUUUCCUCAUUUAGCCAGCAUGUGUUGGAAUUAUUUGCCUGUGGGGGCGUAAAAGCUCUAUCUUCAUCUUCGACGAAGACUGACCAAAAAUGGAUUGGUAUGUUCCAGCUGUCAUUUUCCUGGUGUUUAUCGUGAUCAUUUUAAUUGGCCUUUUGGCUACAUACUAUUGCCUGAAUAAAGAGAUGUGUCCCUGCUCCAAGAUGGAACCUCCCCAGAAAAUCAAGGGCGCUGGAUACGAGGAACUAGGAGAGGAACCAGCAGACACUUCUGAAGAGGAAGAAGGCCACGAGGAAGAAAAAGAUGGAGUCCCUCCCGGGGAGGAUUCCCCAGAGAAGUUGCCAACCUUUGAAAUGAAUGCUGGCGGGGACGAUGUGCAAAAGACUGUCUCUGCAUACGGAGACAUCCAAGUAGAUACGGGACUAAAAGAAGUCGACCAGGUCCCAGUUUUUGGAAGCGUUCAUUUCCAAGUUGAGUACUCAAUUAAUGUGGGGCGUGUAGCCAUCACGAUCUUAGAGGCUCGAGAACUUCCCUCUAAGAGUCGAGGAGGCAGUUCACAUUGCCGCUUCCAUCUUCUAUUGCUCCCAUCAAGACGACAACGCUUCAAGAGCAAGUCACGACCAACGAGGCAUCCAAAAUUCGACGAGAAAUUUGUAUUUGAUCGAGUUUUACAGCAAGACUUAUUUAGAAUGGCCAUAAGAAUCAGGCUUUAUGGACACGACAAACUCGGAAAGGAGAAAGCGAUUGGUGAACACAUACUGCAGCUGGCGGACGUGGCUCAGUCACGUGACAUGAAAAUGGUCGCGUGGAGAGAUCUGCGACCUAAACUUUCAGGAAGUGACACGCCCUAAUUUUUUAGACUUAUUUGAUUUGUGACUGGUGGUAAAAACAAACAGUAGUAUAAGUAUCGAUAAUUGUUCAACUUAUUCUUAAACAGUUUUCUGCCUGAUAACAUUACACAUAAUGGGAUUCCAAGAGAAGAAAAAACUCCUAACAGUCGAUUUUCAGUGAAAAUCAUGAUGUUCGGAGAUAUUCUGAAUUAAUGUUGGGCAAUGGUUACAUUUUGUCGCUGUUUGCAAUUGGCAGACAUCUGUAUGCUACGCUUUGCUUUGGCAAUAAAGCGCAAAUACUUUUGUACGAAAAUUUA